AUGCGUCUCUUGCAUACGACAACUUGCGAGCUACAGGAGUUCCCAUACGACAAGCUUCCGGAAUACGCAAUCCUCUCGCAUCGUUGGGAAAAUGUCGAGGUCACCUUCGCAGAUCUCCAGGAGCGGAAACGACUUGUGGCACAUGGAGAGUGGCUCCUAUCGACCACAAACAAGGAGAAGGCGUGGGCCAAGGUCUAUAACGCAUGCAAGUUUGCGAGGGAGAAUGACUUCGACUGGUUGUGGCUGGAUAUGUGCUGCAUCGACAAGACGAGUAGCGCCGAGCUUCAAGAGGCCAUCAACUCGAUGUUCGCCUGGUACCGCGACGCAACGCUCUGCGUCGCCUAUCUCAACGAUGUUCCAAACUUGGCGACAGAGGAUCCAAAACUCGAAGGAUCGCAAUUGCGAAAGAGCGUCUGGUUCACCCGCGGAUGGACACUGCAGGAGCUCAUCGCGCCCAAUGCCUCCAUAGAAUUCCUCUCCAAGGACUGGACAUACCUCGGCUGCAGGGACGGUCUCGCGGAAGUCAUCGCGGAGAUCACGAACGUCGACGUCAGCCUUCUCUCGGUGCAGACUGACGACAGUCAGGAAAGACUCGACUUUUCCCGGUGGAGUGUCGCGACGCGCAUGUCGUGGGCCGCGAAUCGGACGACAAGCAGGCCUGAGGACCAGGCGUACUCUUUGGCCGGAUUCUUCGACGUCAGCAUGUCUAUAUCCUACGGCGAG
Molecule: messenger RNA, 723 nt
Organism: Trametes versicolor FP-101664 SS1
Lineage: Eukaryota; Fungi; Basidiomycota; Agaricomycetes; Polyporales; Polyporaceae
Product: HET-domain-containing protein
Exons: 1
Source: RefSeq, a predicted model, not a curated record